UAUUUCCGAAUAUCUUAUCCUCACUGUAAAACGACAACCACCACCUCUCAAAGCACACUCUCAAAAGCUCUCACUCUCAUAGCAAGUUCUCUAACCAUGGAAGCCUCAAAGAUGCUACUAUUCUCUCCAAUAUCAACACCAAAGACAUUUACAAACCAUUUAAAUCACCCACUAAGAAAGCCAAAAUCUCAUCAUGUGAGACUCAAACUCAAGAUAACAAACAUGGCAAAGGAAGGAAGCGACACUAACAGCAGCCCAACAGAGAUAGCAGCAAUAGCAGGUGGGUUAAUCUCAACUCCUGUUAUAGGUUGGUCUCUCUACACACUCAAAACAACUGGUUGUGGUCUUCCACCAGGACCAGGUGGAUCAAUUGGUGCAUUAGAAGGUGUAAGUUAUCUUGUUGUUGUGGGCAUUGUUGCUUGGUCUAUAUAUACUAAAACAAAAACUGGUUCUGGUCUUCCUAAUGGUCCUUUUGGGUUAUUAGGUGCUGUUGAAGGGUUGUCAUAUUUGGCAUUGGUUGCUAUUGUUGUUGUUUUUGGUUUGCAGUAUUUUCAACAAGGUUAUAUUCCAGGUCCUCUCCCUGCUGAUCAGUGUUUUGGCUAGAUUUUCUGUUUUUCCUUUGAUUUUCAUUAGGAUAAUGUGAUAUGAGCCACUACUGUUCUAUCAUUGCACUUGUGGAUGUGGUUGCUCCAUGCAUGUAUCUUAGUAAUAUCAUUUUCCACUGCCUCUUGUUGUUAUUAAUUUUUGUGUGUAAAAAUGUUGUGAUGGUAAAUGGAAAUUUCCUUGUGUC
Molecule: messenger RNA, 790 nt
Organism: Medicago truncatula (barrel medic)
Lineage: Eukaryota; Viridiplantae; Streptophyta; Magnoliopsida; Fabales; Fabaceae
Exons: 1
Coding region: 97-603 (168 amino acids)
Source: RefSeq, a predicted model, not a curated record